This is a messenger RNA of Musa acuminata subsp. malaccensis (wild Malaysian banana), 2323 nucleotides long. RefSeq names its product pentatricopeptide repeat-containing protein At5g11310, mitochondrial. Gene Ontology annotation, molecular function: protein binding. The record is from RefSeq and is a predicted model, not a curated record. NCBI's taxonomy places the organism in Eukaryota, Viridiplantae, Streptophyta, Magnoliopsida, Zingiberales, Musaceae.
UGUGGUUCGACCGCAAACUUGAAGGAGUUGAACAUUAAUUUCUUGGUCGAACAAUAUACGAGUAAUGCCUGCAAAAUGGACCGACUGAGGGCGAGGGCGAGGGCGAGGGCGUAAUGUCGAGGCGCAUUUGUUGACGCAGCUCCGCCGCCUCCGUCGCGGCCCCUUAGGAUCAGAACAUGCUGCAUUUCUCCACCCGGUACGCUUAGUAAAACCCAACCUGGGAGGGGGAAGCGCUUUGCUGGUCCCAGUGGGUGGUAUUCGGCAAAAUCAACACGAUCCAAGUAUGUUUCCCUGCCUGCUCCGGCGAGCCAUCAUCGCCACCACCGCCACAACUAACAGCCGGAGCAUUCUCCUCCGCUCCCUUUCGGCCGCCUCUGGUUCUCCCUCCUCCUCGUGGCUCUCCAUCCCGGGCAAUCCUCGCAUGCGCUGGCCUUCUCCGCCAGACCUCAAACCCGGGCCUGCGGCGUUAAAUUUUCCUUGCCAAUCGCCAAAUCCACCUCCGUCGUGGGCCUCCUUCGGACAAGAAGAAUGCGAAGAUGAUAUCGCCGCUACCGCCACUGCCAUCGCCCACCUCCUCCGGACUGCAACCAAUACCUACCACCUGGACUCCGCCCUCCUUCGCUGCGGCAUCUCCCCCUCCGCCCCCAUUAUCGCCGCCCUCCUCCGCGACGGCGACCUUCCUUCGGCCGCCCUCGUCGUCCUCUCCCGUUGGGCCCGCCUCCACCUCACCCCUUCCCUCCUCGUCUCCCUCGUGGACCUCCUCGCCAAGUCCCGCGCUUUCGACUCCGCCUGGUCUCUCCUCCUCGACGUCGCCCCCGCCCCCCUCUCGGCCUUUGCUGCGCUCUUCCGCCGCUACGCACGCGCCGGAAUGCCCUCUGCAGCCAUCCGCACCUUCCAAUACAUCCGCCGCCAUCCAGAAGCCAUCACCCCGGAGGAGGAAAACGGGGAACCCUUUGAGCUCGUCAUCGACGCCCUUUGCAAAGAAGGUCACCCUAGAGCAGCCGCGGAGUUUGUCGACCGCACAAGAAAGGAGGCCGCUGCUCCUUCCAUCCGGGUCUACAACAUGCUCCUUCACGGCUGGUUUCGAUCUCGGAGGCUCCGCGAGGCCGAGCUCACAUGGAACCGGAUGAAGCGUGAGGGUGUGCGCCCCACCGUCGUCACUUAUGGAACUCUCAUCGAGGGCCUCUGCCGGAUGCGUCGCCCCGAUCAGGCGGUCAACCUGCUGGAAGAGAUGAAGGCUGCUGGGAUCGAGGCCAACGCUCUCACCUGUAAUCCCAUAGUCGACGCGCUCUCGGAGGGUGGUAGGUUCAAGGAGGCCCUUGGCAUGCUGGAAAAGUUCCCUCUUUAUGGUGUGUCUCCCAAUAUCUCCACCUUCAACUCUCUCGUGAAAGGCCUCUGCAAGAACGGGGACCUCGUGGGCGCAAGUAGGGUUCUGAAGAUGAUGGUGGGAAGGAGCAUUCUUCCCACGCCGAGCACCUAUAAUUAUUUCUUCAGGUUUUUCUCCAAGUUUGGAAAGAUUGAAGAAGCAAUGAAUCUCUACACCAAGAUGAUUCAUUUGGGAUAUUUCCCUGAUCGACUCACGUACCAGCUACUGAUCAAAAUGUUAUGCGAGAAAGAGAAGUUGGAUUUGGCCGUGCAACUGAUCAGGGAGAUGAACAGGAACGGUUUUGAUCUGGACUUAGAUACUUGCACUAUGUUGGUGCAUUUGCUUUGUCGAACGCACAGGUUUGAGGAGGCCUCUGUGGAGUUUGAGAGCAUGAUCAAGAGAGGGAUUGUGCCCCAGUACGUCACGUAUCAAAUGCUUGUGAAAGAACUAAAUAGCUUGGGGAUGCUAGAACUGGAGAGGAAAGUUUCGAAUCUGAUGAACACAGUGCUGCAUUCUACAAAGUUGCCAGAUACUUAUAGAGAAAGGGAAUAUGAUCAGACUGUUGAGCAGCAGAAGUCUAUCUUAAGGAAGGCUGAAAUGAUGUCUGAUGCUUUGAAAUCAUAUAAAGAUUCAAAGGAGUUCAGUAAUUUAAGGAGCUCAAAUGAGAUAGCUGUCGAGAGUGCAAGUAUGUUAAUAACUGAUAUUAGAAGAAGAGUGUAUGCUAUGCAAAGUGAAUAGUAUAUUUGAUUACUCAUUAGGGGCCAAGUUAUAUUUAUAGUGAUAUGCAAGCAGAUCCUUUUCUUAGUCUGGUGGUUUCUUUGUGGCAUCGAUUGGUCCAAAUAGUUUUCAGAAACUGAAUUAUUUGAGUGUUUCAGUCAUCACUGAUAAGGUGAAGUGACCUUUUUAUUCCCUUCAAACAUGUAUUCCUGUUGUAAAUGUUGGUGAUUGCUUACUUGA